GGAAAUGCCUGAGCCGUCGAAGUCUUCCAAGAAGGGCGCCAAGAAAGCCGUGUCCAAAGCGCAAGGCAAGGCUGGCAAGAAACGCAGGAGGGCGAGGAGGGAGACUUAUUCCAUUUACGUUUAUAAGGUAAUGAAGCAAGUUCACCCUGACACCGGCAUCUCCUCCAAGGCCAUGAGCAUCAUGAACUCGUUCGUGAACGACAUUUUCGAGCGCAUCGCUGGGGAGGCUUCCCGCCUGGCUCAUUACAACAAACGAUCGACCAUCACUUCUCGGGAGAUCCAGACCGCCGUGCGCCUGCUGCUGCCCGGAGAACUGGCCAAGCACGCUGUGUCGGAAGGAACCAAAGCGGUGACCAAGUACACUAGUUCCAAGUGAAGCGACUGAGUACUAAGAAAAACCCAACGGCUCUUUUAAGAGCCACUCACAGUUUCGGUUAAAGAGUUGUACUAAUAAUUCUAUAUUGGAUCGCUACAAGCCUGGCAUUAGAUGUAAUUACAUUAAUUUUUAUGUUGCGUAUUCUUUCAUUGCUCUACAAUGCCGUUCGCGCCCAAACGCGGAAAUUUUGCUCACUCAGUUUUCACACAAAGUUUUACACCUAGAGCGGAUUGAAGUGAAGAUGUUAGCUGUUACUGUGAAUACACCCGUGUUAUAAAUGGCUUGAAUUGUAUUUCAACCUGCGAUCACAAUAGAUUCACUCGAGUCCUUUCACAGAACCGACAGACUCUGCUCCGACUGCAGUUUUUCAGUGGUGACACGACGACAAGCUGAUGCGUCUACAUAUUGGACUAAAUUGGUUGCAUUCUGUGAAUCAGCCUUUAUUCCAAUAGAUUACAAGUGGAUUUGGGAAGUGGGGCAACAUUAAAUCUCUUUUAUGUGACGAAUCCACACACGGUCUUUAUCGUAAAUGAGUGUGGAAUCUGACGGUGAAAUCCUGUUCAUACAUCUAUUUUUAUUUUUGAUUAAUGGAUACAAUUAUAAUCUUGGCGGCAUUUGCAUAUUGUGGGGGCUGAAGUUAGUUGGAGAAUUUAUUUUUGUCACCUGUAUUGCUCCAGAAAGUACCGGGGCGAGCCCAAGAGAAUUUCCUCAUUAAUUUCCCUUUCUCAUGAACCUGUGAACACGGCCCACCUGGAACCACAGUCCUGCCCGGCACACCGCUCUUCGCCUUACCACCUGCUUUUCCUCAUUCACUCACUCUUGCAAAGUCCUUCACAAAGAAUGGCGAAAGCUUCCGGAUUCACCCUUUUUCUAGCUUCUGGGGGAAUGAGGAAGGGUACUUACGAUUGGUGGUGCAACGCUUUCUCAGAUUGGUUAUCUGGAAUAACCGAAUGAGCGAGC
This is a messenger RNA of Mobula hypostoma (lesser devil ray), 1336 nucleotides long. Its product is annotated as histone H2B type 1-B. Gene Ontology annotation, molecular function: protein heterodimerization activity; DNA binding; structural constituent of chromatin. The record is from RefSeq and is a predicted model, not a curated record. The coding region runs from base 5 to 376 and encodes 123 amino acids. NCBI's taxonomy places the organism in Eukaryota, Metazoa, Chordata, Chondrichthyes, Myliobatiformes, Myliobatidae. Gene Ontology annotation, cellular component: nucleosome. The transcript has a single exon.